Cavenderia fasciculata is the source of this 138-nucleotide messenger RNA. RefSeq lists its product as uncharacterized. The transcript has a single exon. The record is from RefSeq and is a predicted model, not a curated record. Bases 1 to 138 code for a protein of 45 amino acids. Lineage: Eukaryota; Evosea; Eumycetozoa; Acytosteliales; Cavenderiaceae.
AUGAUUUACAUUCAGGCAAUGUCCCUCGAAAAUUUCAUUUCACUUUUCAAAUGUGUUAAAAAAAUCUUCUACUCUGCAGAGCAAAGAAAGAGUUUUAACUCUGAUUAUUUUAAUGAUUUAGAGAUUAGUUUAGUUUAG